UGUCCUACAUUCAUCUCCAGGUCUCAGUCAUAAUUCUGUGCGCUGCCCUUGCAGAAUAUUAAUGUGUAACGAUGUUGUUGACUGUGCGUUGGGCUGUGUCUAACAUUAUUAGACACCCGGAAUCUCCUCGGCUCGAAUAAAGAGACGUUUUUAUGGAGGGACAUUUCUAUAAAAAAGAGAAAACAAUGAGGCCUAAUAGGAAAAAUUAGGAAAAAGUGUCAAGCUGAGGAAUUCAACACACAGCAGGCAUGUCUUCUCAAAUGCAGGCGUUUUCCUCUCCCUCCGUGUCCUCCAGUGGCCUGUCCCGCUCCAAGAAACUGAAGUUGGAAAACCAUGCAUGGAACGUGAGCAGCCAAUCAGGUGACAGCAGCUACUACCAGCACAGCCCAAACCAGCCGAAUGGCUCCUCCCCCUCCACAUCUGGAUUCAACCCCAAUUACAACUCCUCCAGCCUGGUCUUUCCUCCUUCUGGAGGCUCGCGGGAACAGACAGUGGUACGUGCCGCAGACAGCACCGGCAGCGUCCCGGAGCCUUCAUCAUCCUCAUCAUCAUCCACAUCCAGUCAGCGUGGAAAAGAUGCGGGCUCCACCUCUCUGACAUGUGAGGGCUAUCAGAGACAGGGCAGUCUGAAGCGGAAGAGCGAGGAGGUGGACAGCAGCGACAGCGUGCAGAUUUUGGAGGAGCUGUCGGCUCCUGUGCUCCCCAACCGUGUGGCCGGAGGUGGAGGCAACGCCACGGCUCAGUCCAUCGCUCAUUCCACAUCCACCACCAAAAGCAGCAACUCCCACAGUGAGGGCGACUACCAGCUGGUGCAGCAUGAGAUCCUCUGCUCUGUCUCCAACAGCUACGAGGUUCUGGAGUUCCUCGGCCGGGGAACAUUCGGACAGGUCGCGAAAUGCUGGAAGCGUGGAACUAAUGAGAUCAUGGCCAUUAAGAUUCUCAAGAAUCAUCCGUCAUAUGCCCGCCAGGGUCAAAUAGAGGUGAGCAUCCUCAGCCGUCUGAGCACAGAGAAUGCAGACGAGUUCAAUUUUGUGCGCUCUUACGAGUGCUUCCAGCACAAGAACCACACGUGUCUGGUGUUUGAAAUGCUGGAGCAGAACCUCUACGACUUCCUCAAGCACAGCAAGUUCAGCCCAUUGCUCCUCAAGUGUAUCCGGCCGGUCCUGCAGCAGGUUGCCACGGCGCUGAUGAAGCUGAAGAGUCUGGGUCUCAUCCACGCUGAUCUGAAGCCUGAGAACAUCAUGCUGGUGGACCCCAUCAGACAGCCCUACAGAGUCAAAGUCAUUGACUUCGGUUCAGCGAGUCACGUCUCGAAGGCGUUGUGCUCAACCUACCUGCAGUCUAGAUACUACCGAGCUCCUGAGAUCAUUCUGGGCCUUCCGUUCUGUGAGGCCAUUGACAUGUGGUCACUAGGUUGUGUCAUUGCUGAACUGUUUCUGGGCUGGCCUUUGUAUCCGGGAGCCUCAGAAUAUGAUCAGAUUCGGUACAUUUCCCAGACUCAAGGUUUGCCAGCUGAGUAUCUCCUGAGCGCCGGCACUAAAACCAGCCGUUUCUUCCACAGAGGCCCAGACUCCAGCUACCCUCUCUGGAGACUCAAGACUCCCUCAGAGCACGAGGCAGAGUUUGGGAUAAAGUCCAAAGAGGCUCGCAAGUACAUUUUCAACUGCCUUGACGACAUGAUGCAGGUCAACAUGACUAACCUGGAGGGCACAGACAUUUUGGCAGAGAAGGCUGAUCGGAGGGAGUUCAUUGACCUGCUGAAGAAAAUGCUAACUCUAGAUGCAGAAAAGCGGAUCACGCCUACUAAGACCCUUAACCACCCGUUUGUGACGAUGGCUCACCUUCUUCACUUCCCACACAGCUCACAUGUGAAGUCCUGCUUCCAAAACAUGGAGAUCUGCAAGCGCAGGUGUACCGCCUUCGACAACAACAAGAACCUGUUCGCCAGCCACAAUGCUCCCAGCGCAGCCGCCAACCUCACCGUCACCUUCAGCAGUCAACUCAAUCAGCACAGUCAGAUGGCCUCCACGGGCGGCCAGUCCCUGUCUCUUAGCAGCAACGUCCCUCUACUGAACUACCAGCCUGGUCUGUACCAGCAGGCCACUAUAAAUAUACCAGGCUUGGCUCAGCAGAGUGUGCCAUUGCAGGCUCGCCCUACUCAGCUGUGUGCCCAGACAGAGCCCUUCCAGCAAACCCUCAUUGUGUGCCCUCCUACCAUCCAGGGGCUGCAGACCUCCAGUAAACACGCUGGAUAUCCAGUGAGAAUGGACAACUCUGUACCCAUAGUGCCCCAGAACCAGUCUACCCAGCCUCUACACAUUCAGCCCAGCAUGCUCACACAGUUCCUCCACACAUCCCUCUAUCCCUUCCCCAACCAGAGCAGCAGCACGCCUCUGACGGUGGCCUCCCUGCGCCUUCCAGUGGCGGGAAUGACGCCGCUGGCCUUGGGCUCUCGGUGUCUGGAGCAGAGUGCCACCAUGCUGCAGGGCUGGCCAGCAGGGACCCAGCAGAUCCUCAUUCCCUCUUCAUGGCAGCAGAUGUCAGGCAUGACCAUGCACAAUCCCAGCCAGCCUGUGCUGACCAACUCACCCAUGGGCUCUCUGCUCUCGGACAAUACCACCCAACAGAACAGUAGCUGGAGGGGUCGACAUGGAGGUCAGUGCGAUGGUAAGCAGCAGGGCUCUGCACAGGGGCGUAACGUGAGCACACAGCCCUCCCACACAAAGGCAGCCAGCAGUCGUACACAGCAGAGUGGUGUAAAGAGGUCAAAGGGUCGACAUGCCGAGAGCAGAGCCAGACCCACAUCCUCCCAGCAGCCGACUUCUUCAGUAGCACACAACUGUGGUGAUGCGUCCCAGCCCAUCAUCAUCUGUGACACGCCCAGCCCCGCCGUCAGCAUCAUCACCAUCCACAGUGAUACUGAGGACGAGGACGACAGGAAGUUUCCUCCUGAAAGCUGUAGUGUGAACCAGCGUACAAACGUCAUCAGCUGUGUGACUGUCCAUGACUCCCAGGACUCGGACUCAUCCACCAGCACCCCUCUCAGCCCCAAAUGCCUUCCCAACACACACUCCAAGUCUCUAGCCAUGGUCACGCCGUCAGUGAAAAAACAGCGCUGGGAUGGAGCGUCAGGAGAGCAACGUACUAAUAGCUCUGGAAAAUCGAAGAAAGGAACGGCCUCACAGUCCAGCGACCGGCAUCAGAGAGCGGCAUCAAACAGAUCUCAGCCUCUCAACCUGAGCCAGGUACAUCUGUACAGGUCCACUCCGGUUUUUAAACACCACAUGACAUCAGAUUUAAACUUUUGUGGCUUUUAG
Sinocyclocheilus rhinocerous is the source of this 3317-nucleotide messenger RNA. Its product is annotated as homeodomain-interacting protein kinase 1-like. The transcript is spliced from 16 exons. NCBI's taxonomy places the organism in Eukaryota, Metazoa, Chordata, Actinopteri, Cypriniformes, Cyprinidae. Gene Ontology annotation, cellular component: cytoplasm; PML body; nucleus. Gene Ontology annotation, molecular function: protein serine/threonine kinase activity; protein tyrosine kinase activity; ATP binding. Bases 249 to 3317 code for a protein of 1022 amino acids. Gene Ontology annotation, biological process: peptidyl-threonine phosphorylation; peptidyl-serine phosphorylation; intrinsic apoptotic signaling pathway in response to DNA damage by p53 class mediator. The record is from RefSeq and is a predicted model, not a curated record.